CACACGCACACGCACACGCACACACGCACACCUCUCCUGCAGCAGGUAGAGGUGUUGGCAGCACUGAAAACGCCGGGAGUCACGCUUUAACAACAGCCACAAGUGCGACGUGAAGAAGAGGAGGAAACAACCGAGCUGGGAGCUGAUUCUGAUGAAGAGGAGCAAAGUUUGCUGCUGCAGAUGACCGGAGACAUGAGACUGUCUUCAGGUUUCCUUCUUGCUCUUCGGCACUCUGUCAUUUGAUCUGUCCUCUGCCCUCCGAGCUCCCGAGGUGAACAUGGGGUCUUAUCUGUCAAAAUCUGAUGGAACAGGAUCAUCUUCUCAGCCAUUUCCUGAUGAAUUUACCAGAAGGAUCGUGAUUUUGGGAAAGACUGGAGCAGGGAAGAGCAGCCUCAUCAACACCUUUUUUGGAAAGAAAGUGUGCGAACCAGACCAUUCUCCCACGUCAGGAACGAGUCAAUGUCAAGCAGCGUCAGGAACAGUUGACGGGAAAAACGUAACCUUCAUUGAUACUCCGGGUUUUUUUGACACAAGRUGUGAGAAGGAGAUGAAGGCUGAGAUCGUGAAGUGCGUCAUAGAGUGYGCGCCGGGUCCUCAUGUUUUUAUCAUCGUGCUCAGGGUGGACAAAUUCACAGAGCAGGAGAGGGAAGUCAUAAAGAAGAUGACCGAUUAUUUCUCAGAUGAAGCGCUGACGUUCACCACCGUGCUCUUCACUCAUGGCGAUCAGCUGGCUGACGGAACAGAGAUUGAGCAGUUUGUCAGUCAAAGCAAAGAACUGAGUCAUAUAGUCAAGAAGUGUGGUAAUCGCUGCAACGUCAUUGAUAAUAAAUACUGGAAGAAGAGCCAGGAUGUGUACAGGAACAACGAGGUCCAGAUGAAAAAGCUGCUCGACACCAUGGACAAGAUUAUCGAGGCAAACAAUAAAAGUUACUACUCCCAYGAGAUGCUACAGAAGGUGACCAGAGAUUUAGAACAAGAGCAACAUCGUAUAAAGCAAGAAAACCCCAACCUUUCACCACACGAGGUCAAACAGAAGGCAAAAACUGUUGUCCAAGAAAGGUUCUUGACUUAUGUUUUGAGGACCAGCUCCAAGGUCUUGUUAAGAGUUUUCCUGGGGGAGGAUGUGUUGAAGCAAGAGCCAGUGUUAGCCGCAGGAGUAGCAUUGACAAAAAUAGUGGUAGCAGCCGCAACAGGAGGAGUGGGUGCAGCUGAAAACACAGAGGCAGAGACACCGGGGUUGUGUAGUACGGCUGCAUCUGCAGAGACAAGGCCGGCCACGUUUAGGAUUCUCCUGCUGGGAAAAAGUGGAAAUGGGAAGAGCAGCUUGGCGAACACCAUUUUUGGAGAGACCCUGUUUAAAGUGAAAAACUUCAAUGACUUGAACACUUUUGUUUCGGAAGCAAAAACUAAAUUCGUUAACAGAAGAAGCAUCACUUUGAUUGACACUCCUGGUUUCUUUGACCAAGGCAGAACGAAGGGCGAGGUAAAGUCAGAGUUAAUGAGGUGUUUCAUAGAGUGCGCUCCUGGGCCCCACGUCUUUCUGAUUGUUCUCAAAGUGGAGAAGUACACGGAGCAGGAGCAGGCCGUCACCAGUGAAAUACUGCAGUAUUUCUCAGAGGAUGUCCUGAAGUAUGCUGUAGUGGUCUUCACUCACGGUGACCAACUCCAAGAGGGCAUGAAAAUAGGGGAGUAUGUCAGUCAAAGUGAAGCCCUGAGGGGUUUGGUGGAGAAGUGUGGCAGUCGCUGCCAUGUUUUCGAUUGUAAAUACUGGAAUAAGAACAGUGAGCAGGAGAACGACUACAGGAGCAACCAGUUCCAGGUGGGCGAGCUGCUUCUUACCAUCGACAAGAUGCUGAUGGAAAACACCGGAGGAUUCUACACCAAUGCGCUGCUUGAAGAGGUGGAGAGAGAAAUACAAGAGGAGGCACAGCGUUUAAAACUGUCAUCUAACAACACGUCAGAGGAGGAAAUCAGACAGCUAGCUAAAACCAACAUCCUAAAGAAGCAGAUGAAAGGAACUGCACUGUGGAUAAAAAGUUCAGYUGGGGUGCUCAUGGGUUUACUUGCAGUUUGGUUUAUCAGUUCUAGAGUCAGACAGACAUCAAGAGUGGAUGCAUCUGUAGCGACAGCUGGAGAAGCAGUAGUUCCUUCAAUAGUGAAAGCAUCUGAACCAAUAGCUUCAUCAGCAGUGGAAGCAGGAAAAAAAGUGGGUCAGAGUGCAUCGCUGGCRUUCAGUGGGAUUUUUCAGGCAGCUAGAGAAGGACCAUGGGUCUUGCAUAAGGCUUUUACCUCCUUUUAUSACAGUACAUAUGAUCUUUAUUGUUCAUUUGUAUGAACACAAAUGUGGUGAAAACCAAUUGGUAUUAUUAAUWUGUAAAUACUUGACAAAUUUCAGCUUUUUGUUUUUCAUAGACUCAAAUUUAAAAGGUUUGUAAAAUUUCAGAAUGCUUUUAUUUUWUUAACAUAUUGCUAUGCAACAUGUUGAAACUCCUGUGUAAAACUGCUGUAUAUAAACUAAAAUAAAAUAAAAUAAAAGCAUUCUGAAAUUUCAAAGGAGCUGUAUGAUACAAUGUAUGACUUUGUAUGUGUGUUGUGGAACAAUAAAUCUGGUUUUUUUCACGCCUUCACAGUUUAAGCCACAAUGUUACCUUUGAUUUUUAG
This is a messenger RNA of Austrofundulus limnaeus, 2661 nucleotides long. RefSeq lists its product as uncharacterized. NCBI's taxonomy places the organism in Eukaryota, Metazoa, Chordata, Actinopteri, Cyprinodontiformes, Rivulidae. The record is from RefSeq and is a predicted model, not a curated record. The transcript has 4 exons. Bases 278 to 2335 code for a protein of 685 amino acids. Gene Ontology annotation, molecular function: GTP binding.